Messenger RNA from Asparagus officinalis (garden asparagus), 378 nucleotides. RefSeq lists its product as uncharacterized. Bases 1 to 378 code for a protein of 125 amino acids. The transcript is spliced from 2 exons. The record is from RefSeq and is a predicted model, not a curated record. Lineage: Eukaryota; Viridiplantae; Streptophyta; Magnoliopsida; Asparagales; Asparagaceae.
AUGGAAGGUCAUGUCAUUAGCAAGGAUGGCAUUGCGUUUGAUCCAGCCAAAGUGGAGGCAGUACUUGAUUGGGAGUCGUCGAAGACCAUUACAAAGAUUCGUAGCUUCUUGGGUCUGGUCGGCUAUUACAGCAAGUUUAUCCAAGAUUUUUCAAAGAUUUUCACCCCGCUGACACGCCUUAUGAAGAAGGGUGUUCAGUUCAUUUGGGGCCUGGAGUGCCAGAAGGCCUUUGAGAUUUUGAAGACCAAGUUGACUAUAGUGCCGGUGUUGAUUAUUCCGAGCAGUGAUAAGAUUUUUGUUGUUUAUACGGAUACAUCUUUAUCGGGUCUAGGAGGUGUUUUGUUGCAGACCCAGAGAGUAGUAGCUCACAUCUCAUGA